Messenger RNA from Chrysochloris asiatica (Cape golden mole), 1309 nucleotides. RefSeq names its product progestin and adipoQ receptor family member IX (gene PAQR9). The transcript has a single exon. The coding region runs from base 71 to 1201 and encodes 376 amino acids. Gene Ontology annotation, molecular function: signaling receptor activity. Gene Ontology annotation, cellular component: membrane. The record is from RefSeq and is a predicted model, not a curated record. Lineage: Eukaryota; Metazoa; Chordata; Mammalia; Afrosoricida; Chrysochloridae.
GGGGCUGCCGAGCACGCUGGAGCCGGCGCCAGAGGUCGCCUGCACGCGCCCUAGUAGAGCCCUGGGUACCAUGCCGCGGCGACUGCAGCCCCGGGGCGCGGGCACAAAGGGCCCGCCCGCUACGGCCGCACUUGCUUCAGGGGCCACUCCACGUCCCCGCCGCGCCCCCGCCGACCCCGCAGUGUCGGCCAAGCCGCUGCUGCGUUGGGACGAGGUGCCAGACGACUUCGUGGAGUGCUUCAUCCUGUCCGGCUACCGGCGGCUGCCUUGCACAGCGCAGGAGUGCCUGGCCUCGGUGCUGAAGCCAACUAACGAAACGCUCAACUUCUGGACGCACUUCAUCCCGCUGCUGCUGUUCCUGAGCAAGUUCUGCCGCCUGUUCUUCCUGAGCGGCCGGGACGUGCCCUUUCACCACCCGUGGCUGCUGCCCCUGUGGUGCUAUGCGUCGGGCGUGCUGCUGACCUUCGCCAUGAGCUGCACAGCGCACGUGUUCAGCUGUCUGUCGCUGCGCCUGCGCGCCGCCUUCUUCUAUCUGGACUACGCGUCCAUCAGCUACUAUGGCUUCGGCAGCACGGUGGCCUACUACUACUACCUGCUGCCGGGCUUGAGUUUGUUGGACGCCAGAGUCAUGACCCCAUACGUUCAGCAACGUCUGGGCUGGCACGUGGACUGCUCACGUCUGAUCGCCGCGUACCGCGCUCUCGUGCUGCCUGUAGCCUUCGUGCUGGCGGUGGCCUGCACUGUGGCCUGCUGCAAGAGCCGCACCGACUGGUGUGCCUAUCCGUUCGCGCUGCGCACCUUUGUCUUCGUCAUGCCGCUCAGCAUGGCCUGCCCCAUCAUGCUUGAGAGCUGGCUCUUCGAUCUACGCGGGGAAAACCCCACACUCUUCGUGCACUUCUACCGCCGCUACUUCUGGCUGGUGGUGGCCGCCUUCUUCAACGUGAGCAAGAUCCCCGAGCGCAUCCAGCCGGGCCUCUUCGACAUUAUCGGCCACAGCCACCAGCUCUUCCACAUAUUUACCUUCCUCAGCAUUUAUGACCAAGUGUACUACGUGGAGGAGGGCCUGAGCCAGUUCCUCAAGGCGCCGCCUGCCGCACCCACCUUCUUGGGCACUGUGGGCUACAUGCUGCUGUUGGUGAUUUGCCUGGGGCUGGUCAUCCGGAAGUUCCUAAACGUCUCUGAAUUCUGCUGUAAGAAGUGAGCCGACCUUCCUUCCCCUUGGAGGAGGCCGCUGGUUCGCCCACCUGUUUGUUUGGAGCUACUGUUGUAUUGGUUUGUUUUCAAGUUUUGUUGUGUUGCCUUCUUUGUU